Molecule: messenger RNA, 2329 nt
Organism: Mustela lutreola (European mink)
Lineage: Eukaryota; Metazoa; Chordata; Mammalia; Carnivora; Mustelidae
Gene: REEP2
Product: receptor accessory protein 2
Exons: 8
Coding region: 448-1209 (253 amino acids)
Biological process (GO): endoplasmic reticulum tubular network organization
Cellular component (GO): endoplasmic reticulum membrane; cytoplasmic microtubule; endoplasmic reticulum tubular network
Molecular function (GO): taste receptor binding; microtubule binding
Source: RefSeq, a predicted model, not a curated record
UGAAGCCUUUUCAGCCUUGUGGUCAAGGCAGGAGGGCUAGGAUCUUGGGAUUAGGAUGUCAGGAUGGAACCUGAAGGCCUGUGAGGACCUCAAACCAGGGCUUGGAAUCCAAGAAAGAGAAACAAGCGAUUAGAGGAAGGCAGGGUGCUGAGGGUCAAAGGCGCAUGCCCGGUGGUAGCAGGUGCAGGGGGGCGCGCCGCCGCCGCCACCACCGCCGGGGCCUCCCCUUUAAGAGCCGCCACCGCCCACGGCCCGCCGCUGCGGCAGGGACCUCCCCUUUAACCGCGACUGCUCGGCGCUCCGCGGCCCCCGCGGCGGCUGCUGCUGCUGCGGCUGCUGCUGCUGCUACUGCGGCUCCUGCUGUCGCGGCCGACGCCGCCCGACCUCCGGCACCUGCAUCCUCGGCCCCGGCGGGUUCCGCCGGCCCUCGCCCCGCCCGGCCCCGCCAUGGUGUCCUGGAUCAUCUCCCGCCUGGUGGUGCUCAUCUUUGGCACCUUGUACCCAGCCUAUUCUUCCUACAAGGCCGUGAAGACAAAAAACGUGAAGGAAUAUGUGAAAUGGAUGAUGUACUGGAUCGUCUUUGCCUUCUUCACCACAGCUGAGACGCUCACGGAUAUUGUGCUUUCCUGGUUCCCCUUCUACUUUGAGCUCAAGAUCGCCUUUGUGAUAUGGCUGCUGUCCCCUUACACCAAGGGCUCCAGUGUGCUCUACCGCAAGUUCGUGCACCCGACACUGUCCAACAAGGAGAAGGAGAUCGACGAGUACAUCACCCAGGCCCGAGACAAGAGCUAUGAGACCAUGAUGAGGGUGGGCAAGAGGGGCCUGAACCUGGCUGCCAAUGCCGCGGUCACAGCCGCUGCCAAGGGGGUGCUAUCAGAGAAGCUCCGGAGCUUCAGCAUGCAGGACCUGACCCUGAUUCGGGAUGAUGAUGCGCUGCCCCUGCAGGGGCCUGACAGCCGGCUCCGAUCCAGCCCCGGCAGCCUCCUGGACACCAUCGAGGACUUAGCAGGAGAUGACCCUGCACUGAGUUUAAGGUCUAGCACGAACCAGGCAGAUCCCCGAACAGAGACCUCUGAAGAUGAUAUGGGAGACAAGGCCCCUAAGCGGGUCAAACCUGUCAAAAAAGUGCCCAAAGCUGAGCCACUGGCUUCCAAGACACUGAAGACCCGGCCCAAGAAGAAGACCUCUGGCGGGGGUGACUUGGCUUGAGGUCCUGACGCCCCACAGGCUGCAGAGCCCCUGCUCCACACUGUGCCAGUAGCCCAUGUGUCUCAGGCCCCAGGUUCCCUCCGAUGGCUACCUGCCCAGUGACCACUCCUCUGGAGGGGCUUGGAAAAGAGGAGGGAGGCCCUGCUGUGGGGGUGGAGGGUAGCGGCUGGAGGAGUUCCUGAGGACUGAGCCACCCAAGGAGGUGGGGGCUCCAUAGAGCCAAAUUGCUAUUCUCCCUGCUCCAGUCCUGUCCCCACCCACCCAGUGCCUUGCUGAAGACCAUGGCCAUUCCCUUUUCUGAGGUCCUAACAUGCCCCCACUGCUCUCUCUGGGGUGGGGGUGGGGGGUACUCACAGCCCAGAAUGACCAGAGAUGGGCCCGAGGGUACCUGGGAGACCAGGAAGGAGUGGAGAAGGCUUCAGAGAACCUGGGCAAGAGCUCAGGCCUUAAUGUGUGUUUGAAGGACCAAGAUGGCCAGGCCAGAGCUACAGUUGAGGGUAAUGGGUAGGGCUGUGUGCUAUAUGUCUCCAUUAAAAAGAAGUGGGGUUCUGGGGGUAUGCAUGUGAGAGUGUGUGUGUGUGUGUGUGUGUAUUUCUGGGUCUAGGGCUGGGGUGGGGGGGUUGGGUAAAGGACUUUCCUGCCAGCAGCUACCCCCCCACACCUCAAGCCCCUCCCUGCUGUCGGCCUUCUUUCCUACUCUCAGACCACCCUGAGAGGAUGGGAUUCUGAGGGCCUCUUACCUCCUCCUCCGCCCUUGAUAGCCUUUCGCCUCUUCCCCUUCCUGCCCUGCCCCUGUGCUGGGCUCCUCUGCCUCAGGGCCCACUGUAGAGGCCCCUGCUGAGCCAGCUCCUUUCCUCAUCACCUGGGGGCUCAUCUUCCUUUCCCCCAGAGCCCUCUUCCUGUGCCAAGCAAACUGGGCCCCACGUGAGCAGACUCUUAGGAGCCCAGCCUUUGCCCCCACACUCUACCCCCGCUUCUGCCAUGGCUUCGGUCAGGGCCAGGAGAAGUGUGUGAAGAAAAAAAAAAUUUAGGAGCCAAAAGGCUUCCAAUUCUGUGGAAAGAGGGUGCCCAUUGGACCUUUGGCCCUGGAUGAGCCAAUAAACCGAAUUCUGGCACCUCA